Molecule: messenger RNA, 1269 nt
Organism: Echinococcus granulosus
Lineage: Eukaryota; Metazoa; Platyhelminthes; Cestoda; Cyclophyllidea; Taeniidae
Product: Putative metal tolerance protein C3
Exons: 10
Coding region: 1-1269 (422 amino acids)
Biological process (GO): transmembrane transport; monoatomic cation transport
Cellular component (GO): membrane
Molecular function (GO): monoatomic cation transmembrane transporter activity
Source: RefSeq, a predicted model, not a curated record
AUGACUUUCCUCCUCGAUUCGCCUGAUCUACCCUUGCCUUUGCCCCAUAUUGACCGUGCGCCUGUCAGCCGUAGGGCCGGUGAUUUCGAAUCAAGCGAGAAUGAAAAGAACUCUUCCAACUCUCUUUCUGUCGAUCCACGGCCCUCCGUUCAUGAAGAUGAGCGGUGGAGAUCGCACCCAAUUUCAAUGUUCUGGGAUAAGUAUCGAGGUGAAAAUCCCGAGGAUCGUGAACUCCCAUCCAAAGUUAGAAAGUUCUACAAGAAGCAGGACAAGUUGAUUGAGUCGCUGCAGUCGACAAUGUCCCUGCUGAAGGAUGCAGAUGGUGAGAUGGAGGAGCGUAACCAAACAGUACGACAUCAGAAUCGGGUCAACAAUCUCCUCAUCAAGUUUACCUUUCUACUCAACCUUCUCCUCUUGAGCAGCAAAAUGGCUGCGUCAAUCCUCUCCCACUCCCUCUCCGUCAUUUCUUCCCUCAUGGACAGUGCGGUCGACUUGGCCUCAGGUUUCACCCUUUGGCUUGCAGCCCAUCAGAUGCGCAAGUCCCGGCCCUACAGUUAUCCCACAGGACGCAGACGACUGGAGCCAGUGGCAGUGAUCAUCCUCUCUGUGAUAAUGGCUAGUGUCUCAGUUCAAAUAAUGGUGGAAGCGGUGCAGACUAUCUACAACAUGGCCGCCAAUAACCAGGGUCCUCCAAUCAUGAGUAAUCUCACCAUUGGCCUUGUCGCUUCCACCAUUGUGGUAAAGGUGUCUCUCUUUCUGGCCUGCUGGAAGUUCGGACGGGGCGAAUCUGUGGCAGCCCUGAAGAACGAUCAACUCAACGAUUCCCUCAGCAACUCCAUUGCGCUCAUUUUCAGUACCCUCUCCGCACGAAUCGAGGGAGUUCCGUAUCUGAAGUACCUAGAUCCUUCGGGGGCCAUUAUUAUCGGUGCCUACAUUGUCUAUAGUUGGUGGAAGAUGGGUGCAGAACACACACGGAACCUCACGGGCUACAGCGCGGAUCCGGCAUUCUUGCAACGCAUCACCUUCAUCUGUGUCAAUCAUCAUCCCUCCAUCGAGCGGUUGGACACUGUCCGAGCCUUUCACCUAGGCAGCAACUUCAUGGUGGAGGUGGACAUUGUUCUACCACGUGACAUGGAUUUGCACAAGGCUCACGACAUCGGCGAGUCGCUUCAACAAAAGCUGGAGUCAUUGGACGAGGUGGAACGCGCUUUUGUCCAUCUGGACUACGAGUUCGCCCACCACCCAUUGACAGAGCAUAAAGUCCAAUAG